AUGGCCACUACCAACCCGUUGCCGACGCAUAUGCCCAACCCCUACACUCCUUUGGCAUUUCUGCAGCCUGCCAUGGCCAAUGACUUUGAGGGUUCGCGUUAUCUGUAUGUUGCCACCCUCUCUGCAUUCACCUUGGACUGGAUGAUGGCAUGGCCGGACGAGUAUAGGAUCAUUGUCAAGGCUCCAAUUCGUCUCUCCAACAUCAUUUAUUGCAUCUCUCGAAUCUUCGCGUUCACCUACAUCCUGACAAAUACUAUCUUCCAGAUCGCUUCGGUAGGCUCUUGCCAGGCCCUUCAAGUUGCAUUGGCCUCUUGCUUCACCGUCGGCGUCCCAGCUACCUCUGCACUCUUCUAUCUUCGCAUCUGCGCAGUCUUUCGUAACUCUCGGCCUAUCAUCAUAAUUUUCGGGCUCUUAUGGCUUUCGAUUCUCGCCACCUGCCUCACAAUUCCAUUUGCUAUCGGAGGCACACAUAUCGGGACAACAGACAGAUGCAUCAAUAGCAAAGUGAAACCGUUCAGUUCCUCCGCCAUAAUUACCAACACUGUCAACGACACGUUCGUUUUCCUGGCUAUUUCAUUCCGGCUUGUCUCCUUCUCGAUGCAAGGCAACACCAUUGGAGAUCGAUUCAGGUCGUUCGUCCGAGGUGACGGACUGCCAAAAUUCUCGAAAUUGCUCCUCCAAGGUGGUCAAAUGUAUUACUUCGCCACCGUCGCUCUGAACAUCCUGACGAUGGCGAUGAUCCUCUCGCCGAGCAUGUCGCCUGUCUUCCGCGCGAUGUUCACUAUCCCGAACGUCGCGCUGGAGAAUGCCAUGGCGACGCGCGUGUUCCGCGCGGUUCACCUGGGUCUCAUCUCCGAUGUGGACACGUCCCCGCAUAGCUCUGGCCCGUCGCGCGGGCUCGCAUGCAUGAACCACGGCUCGGGCAGCGGCGCCCACCCCAGUCGCGGGUCCGGCUGCGAUGUAUACCCGCUCGAGACUCGCGUGUUCGACCACCACGUCACGCUCGGGAACCACAUCCAGAUCACGAAGACGAUGGAGACGCACCACGAUGUGGAUGACUUGCCCGCGAAGCGGGAAUCGCUGACGGACGUCGAAUCCGGGCUGGGUCAGGUUUAG
Sparassis crispa is the source of this 1116-nucleotide messenger RNA. RefSeq lists its product as hypothetical. The record is from RefSeq and is a predicted model, not a curated record. Bases 1 to 1116 code for a protein of 371 amino acids. The transcript is spliced from 5 exons. NCBI's taxonomy places the organism in Eukaryota, Fungi, Basidiomycota, Agaricomycetes, Polyporales, Sparassidaceae.